Messenger RNA from Dichotomopilus funicola, 2076 nucleotides. RefSeq lists its product as uncharacterized. NCBI's taxonomy places the organism in Eukaryota, Fungi, Ascomycota, Sordariomycetes, Sordariales, Chaetomiaceae. Gene Ontology annotation, biological process: DNA-templated transcription. The transcript has 5 exons. The record is from RefSeq and is a predicted model, not a curated record. The coding region runs from base 1 to 2076 and encodes 691 amino acids. Gene Ontology annotation, molecular function: DNA binding; zinc ion binding.
AUGCAACACCAUCAGCAGAAUGCCCAGGCUCCUCAAAACCAACAUCAAAACCAACAUCAAAAUCAACAAAUCCCACUUCAAGGACCUUUAUCUCCUCACCUCCAAUUCCAACACCAACUAGUCGCGCAUAUCCCCCAGACGCAAGUCCCACAGCUUCAACCCGUCCCGGAACUAUGGCAAACCCACGCCCAAACCCCAACGGCAUCGUCAGCUUCCCCAGGCCCAACUACCCACCUCCUCACACCAGCCUCUAUAUCCUCUCGGAUAAUCCCUCUUGACCAGCCCCUCGAGCAGCGAUUCAACACGCCCAUCACACCUUGCCCAGAACGCGUUCCCGACCCCAGUAAUCCCAGGACCGUUGAACCCACAACCGAUCUGAGGGACAGAGACAGAGAUGCCGCGAAUGUCACAGACAAUGGAACAGGAAGUAACACCCACUCAGAACACGGCACGAUGCGCACGCGCGAUCAUCCAAAGGGUUCAGCCAACUACUACGCCAGUAGUGUCCAUUGGGCGGCCGUUCUCGACAGUAUUUCGGAACUCAUCGCAUACUGCGAGGAGACUGCACCCGGGGAAGAAGAAGGACGGGAUGAAGGGUCGUUGUCACCACAAGAAUUUCCCGUGCCAAGGCUCCUAUACGAGCCGGUGCGCGACACCAAGGCGGAUAUCCUGUCGUCGAUGCCGGCGAGGCCGGUGGUGGAUCGCAUGGUGGCGCGGUAUUUUGGGGCUUUGGGGACUGUGCCGGCGAUUUUACAUACUGCUCAGUUCCUGCGCGAGUACGAAACCUUCUGGCACUCCCCUCUUUCGGCCCCCCUCCCCUGGAUAGGCCUCCUCUUCAGCGUCAUCUGCCUGGCCGACCAACUGCACCCGCCCGGCCACACCCCCCGCGAAGAAUCCGCCACGCGCGCCCGCGCCCACCAUUUCCACGAGCGCAUUGUCCACUGUCUCGUUCUCGGCCAAUACACCAAAGGCGGCCGGUACGUGAUCGAGACCAUGAUUAAUUACUGCGCCAGUGAACUAUGCAAUAGCCGCGACGCGGAUGUGGGACCCUGGCUACCGCUGGGGAUUAUGGUCCCGCUGGCGGUGAGUGGUGGGUAUCAUCGCGAUCCGGAUGGGUUUCCGGGGAUUUCGGUGUUUGCGGGGGAGAUGAGGAGGAGGGUGUGGGCGGCGGUGGUGCAGAUGGAUUUGCGGUUGUCGAUUCAGAUGGGACUGCCGCAUUUGUUGAAGGCUACGCAGUGUAGUACGGCGGAACCGAGGAAUUUGUUGGAUGCGGAUUUUGACGAGCAUUCGGCUGUGCUGCCGGUGUCGAGGCCUGAGACGGAGGUUACGCCGGUGUUGUAUUCGUUGGCGAAGAAUCGGAUUGAUCGGGUGGCGGGGCCGGUGUCGGAUUUGGUGGCUGAUACUAGGGAUCAUCCGUAUAGUGAGAUUCUGGAGUUGGAUCGGAGGCUAAGGGAGGCUGAGGCUUCGUUGCCACCUGCUUUUCGCUGGCAGGCUUUGGCUAGCCAAACUGACAACAAAAGCGGGAAAGAAAAGGAGUCACCGGGCAGUGGUGGUGGUCUCAAGACAGGCCCCGAAGUGCAGCUGUUUAGCUUGUGGCUACGUCUGGGCGUGCUGCGGCUGACGGUCUGGUUACAUCGGAAGUACCUGGCACCAGCUUACAGCCAAGCACGCUAUGAGUACUCCCGGGCCGCCUGCGUGCGAGCAGCAGUCAAAAUCCUCGAGUUCCAACUACUGCUUGAGAACCGCACCCUCGAUCUGACCACCCUCAAUCUCAACAACCACAAUCACAACGGGCACAGCCAUCCGGAAGACGACCGAACGCAAAUUCGUGACCUACUACGGGAUACCUACCCUUUGUGGGUGCGAGCCGGAGCAGAAUCGCGGGAUGCGAGGGAAGCUGCGGAGAGGUUGAGGGGGUUGCCUGAUUUGCAGGGAUUACUUGGGAGAGAAAAGGAGAAGUACACGGGCGGAUCCGGACAUUUGGGGGCGAGGGGGGAGAACAAGGAACGGGAGGCCAAAGAGAGGGAGCCGCAUCAAGGGCAGGCUGUGUGGGAGUAUUCGCAGACGGGUGAGUGA